Botrytis deweyae is the source of this 5046-nucleotide messenger RNA. RefSeq lists its product as uncharacterized. The coding region runs from base 1 to 5046 and encodes 1681 amino acids. The record is from RefSeq and is a predicted model, not a curated record. Gene Ontology annotation, molecular function: structural molecule activity; clathrin light chain binding. Gene Ontology annotation, cellular component: actin cortical patch; clathrin coat of trans-Golgi network vesicle; clathrin coat of coated pit. NCBI's taxonomy places the organism in Eukaryota, Fungi, Ascomycota, Leotiomycetes, Helotiales, Sclerotiniaceae. The transcript has 10 exons. Gene Ontology annotation, biological process: intracellular protein transport; receptor-mediated endocytosis; Golgi to endosome transport.
AUGGCUCCACUACCAAUCAAGUUUACGGAGCUUCUCCAGUUAACAAGUGUCGGGGUUGAGGCACAAUCGAUAGGUUUUAAUUCGUGUACACUGGAGUCAGAUUCCUACAUCUGCGUACGAGAAAAGAAGAACGAAGCUGCACAACCAGAAGUCGUCAUCGUUGAUCUAAAGCAGAACAAUGCUGUCACUCGAAGACCUAUUAAGGCGGAUAGUGCCAUCAUGCACUGGUCGAAACAGGUCAUCGCAUUAAAGGCACAAUCAAGGACCUUACAGAUAUUUGACUUGGGCGCCAAGGCAAAGCUGAAGUCUGCUACCAUGAACGAAGAUGUUGUCUUCUGGAAAUGGUUCAGUGAGACAAGCUUGGGUUUGGUUACUGAUACAACAGUUUAUCACUGGGAUGUAUUUGACCCAAAUCAGGCUUCCCCGGUAGAGGUCUUCAAGAGAAAUCCAAAUCUUGCUGGAUGCCAAAUUAUCAACUAUCGUGUUAGCGGCGAUGGAAAGUGGAUGGUAGUCGUAGGCAUUACACAACAACAAGGACGAGUGGUAGGAGCGAUGCAACUUUAUUCAAAAGACAGAGGCAUCAGUCAGGCUAUCGAAGGUCACGCGGCAGCAUUCGGUACAUUACGAUUGGAAUCGGCCCCAGCAGAUACAAAGGUAUUCACAUUUUCGGUUCGGACUGCUACUGGCGCAAAGCUACACAUAGUCGAGGUCGACCACCAAGCUUCAAAUCCAACAUUCUCGAAGAAGGCAGUCGAUGUUUACUUCCCUGCUGAAGCCGUAAACGAUUUCCCAGUUGCAAUGCAAGUUUCACAAAAAUACAGCAUUAUUUAUUUGGUUACCAAAUACGGCUUUAUUCACCUUUACGAUCUUGAAACUGGUACAUGUAUUUUCAUGAACCGUAUCUCGAGCGAGACGAUUUUCAUCACAGCUGGCGAUUCGGAAUCCGCAGGACUUGUUGGUGUUAACCGCAGAGGACAGGUAUUGUCGGUAUCUGUUGAUGAAACGACAAUUAUUCCAUACCUCCUCCAAAAUCCUGCAAACUCUGGUUUAGCCGUCAAGCUUGCUUCGAGAGCCGGUCUACCUGGUGCGGACAACCUCUAUGCCAACCAAUUCGAGCAACUUUUGUCUGCAGGGAAUUACUCGGAGGCAUCAAAGAUCGCUGCAAACUCUCCUCGCGGCUUCUUGCGAACCCCACAAACCAUCGAACGUCUUAAGAAUGUACCGGCUGUUCCAGGUCAACUAUCUGUCAUCUUGCAAUACUUUGGUGUAUUACUUGACAAGGGAUCGCUGAAUAAACACGAGACUUUGGAGCUUGUACGACCUGUCUUGGCCCAGAACCGAAAGCAUCUUCUUGAAAAGUGGAUGAAGGAGAACAAGCUUGACUGUUCCGAAGAAUUAGGUGACAUUGUCCGUCAACAAGAUACACAGCUUGCACUUGCUAUCUAUCUCAAGGCAAACGUUCCUCACAAAGUUGUUGCUGCUUUCGCAGAGAGCGGCCAGUUCGAGAAGAUCUUACCUUACGCCCAACAAGCAGGUUAUCAACCAGACUAUGUCCAAUUACUUCGUAACAUCAUCUCCAUCAACCCCGAAAAGGGAGCCGAGUUCGCUACACAGUUGGCAAACACUGAGGGUGGUUCACUUGUCGAUAUUGAGCGUGUUGUAGAUGUAUUCCAGUCUCAAGGAAUGGUUCAACCUGCUACGGGAUUCUUACUUGAUGCAUUGAAGGAAAAUAAGCCAGAGCAAGGACACUUGCAGACUCGUCUUCUUGAAAUGAAUCUCAUGAAUGCUCCUCAAGUUGCCGACGCCAUUCUUGGUAAUGAGAUGUUCUCACACUAUGAUAAGCCUAGAAUCGCACAAUUGUGUGAGCAAGCCGGCCUUUCUCAAAGAGCUUUGGAGCACUAUGAAGACCCUGAAGCCAUCAAACGCGUAAUUGUCAAUAUUGUUGCUUCGCCAACUUUCAGUCAAGAAUGGCUCACUGGUUACUUUGGUCGCUUGUCCCUUGAGCAGUCAUUAGAUUGUCUUGAUGCUAUGCUCAAGGUAAACAUUCGUCAAAACCUUGCGGCUGUUGUUCAAAUCGCUGUCAAAUACUCUGAUUUACUCGGUGCUGUCAGAUUGAUUGAUCUUUUCGAGAAGUACAAGACUGCCGAGGGUCUCUACCAUUAUCUUGGUAGCAUUGUCAACUUGAGCGAAGAUCAAAACGUCGUGUUUAAAUAUAUUGAGAGCGCCGCCAAGAUGCAGCAAUUCAACGAGGUGGAACGCAUUUGCAGAGAUUCCAAUUUCUACAAUCCUGAACGCGUAAAGAACUUCUUAAAGGAAGCCAAAUUGACCGAGCAAUUGCCACUCAUCAUCGUCUGUGAUCGAUUCAACUUUACUCACGAGUUGGUACUCUACCUUUAUCAAAAUCAACAAUUUCAAUCUAUCGAGGUCUAUGUUCAGCGUGUGAACCCAGCCCGAACACCUGCUGUUGUUGGUGGUUUACUUGAUGUUGAUUGUGAUGAGCAAAUUAUCAAGAACCUUUUGAACUCAGUCAAUCAUGCUUCCAUCCCUAUCGAUGAACUUGUUCAUGAGGUUGAAACACGAAACCGUCUUAAGCUUCUAUUGCCAUUCCUUGAGGCAACCCUGGCUGCAGGUAACCAGCAACAAGCUGUAUACAAUGCUUUAGCAAAGAUAUACAUCGACAGUAACAAUAAUCCAGAGCAGUGGCUUGAGAACAACAACCAAUUUGAUACGUUGCUCAUUGGUUCGUAUGCAGCAAAACGCGACCCCGGAAUUGCUAUCAUUUGUUUCAGAAAGGGACAUAACGAUCUCGAGCUUGUUAACAUCACCAAUGAAAAUUCCAUGUACAAAGUUCAAGCUCGCUAUCUCUUGGAGAGAGCUGAUCGAGAGCUUUGGGAGUUUGUUCUCUCGGAAAACAAUAUACAUCGCCGAUCCGUCAUUGAUCAAAUCAUUUCUACAGCUGUUCCCGAAUCAACUGAACCCGAAAAGGUCUCUGUUGCAGUCGCAUCUUUCCUUAGUGCUGAUCUUCCGGGCGAACUAAUUGAGUUGCUCGAAAAGAUUGUCCUCGAGCCUUCGCCCUUCAGUGACAAUGAGAGCUUGCAAAAUCUUCUCAUUCUCACCGCUACUAAAGCUGAUAAGGGUCGAGUCAUGGAUUACAUUCACAAAUUAGACGCAUUUAACCCGGCGGAUGUAGCUUCUAUCUGUAUUGAAGUCGGCUUGUACGAAGAAGCAUUCGAGGUUUACAAGAAGAUCAACGACCACACCAACGCUGCAAAUGUACUCGUUGAGCACAUUGUCAGUAUCGAUCGUGCGAACGACUAUGCUGAGAAAGUGGAGCUUCCCGAAGUAUGGAGUAGGGUCGCCAAGGCUCAAUUGGAUGGUCUACGUGUAAGCGAUGGUAUUGCCUCGUACAUUCGCGCCGAUGAUCCAAGCAAUUAUCUCGAAGUCAUUGAAAUUGCAACUCAUGCUGGAAAGGACGAGGACCUUAUCAAAUACCUUCGUAUGGCCCGUAAGACUCUUCGUGAGCCUGCCAUUGAUACUGCACUUGCUUUUGCAUAUGCUCGUACCGAUCAACUCAGCGAACUUGAGGACUUCCUCAGAGGAACCAAUGUCGCUGAUAUCGAAGAAUCGGGUGACAAGGCAUACGCUGAAGGAUUCCACCAAGCUGCGAAGAUAUUCUUCACUAGUAUUUCAAACUGGGCCAAACUUGCCACCACCCUCGUUCAUCUUGAGGAAUACCAGUCUGCCGUGGAAUGUGCCCGAAAGGCCAACAAUAUCAAGGUCUGGAAGCAAGUCAACGCUGCUUGUGUUGAAAAGAAGGAAUUCCGCCUUGCCCAGAUUUGUGGUCUCAAUUUGAUUGUUGAUGCUGAGGAGUUGCAGAACUUAGUCAAGCAAUAUGAACACAAUGGUUACUUUGACGAACUUAUUGCUCUGCUUGAGCAAGGCUUGGGUCUUGAACGUUCUCACAUGGGAUUAUUUACAGCCCUUGGCGUUGCCCUUUCCAAAUAUCACCCAGACCGCACAAUGGAGCACUUGAAGCUCUUCUGGAGCAGAAUCAAUAUUCCCAAGGUAAUUCGUGCGUGCGAGGAAGCUCACCUUUGGCCCGAGUUGAUUUUCUUGUACUGCCAUUAUGAUGAGUGGGACAAUGCCGCUCUUGCAAUGAUGGAGAGAGCUGCCGACGCAUGGGAGCACCACUCAUUCAAGGAUAUCGUUGUUAAGGUAGCAAAUUUGGAGAUCUACUACCGCGCUCUAAACUUCUAUCUUCAAGAGCAACCAUCUCUCAUUACCGAUCUUCUUCAAGCACUUUCUCCAAGAAUCGACGUCAACCGUGUUGUCAAGAUGUUCGAAAAAUCCGACAACAUCCCUCUCAUCAAACCCUUCCUUCUCAACGUUCAGACCCAGAAUAAGAAGAUUGUCAACAGUGCUAUCCAUGACUUGUUGAUUGAAGAGGAAGAUUACAAGACCCUCCGUGAUUCAGUUCAGAAUUACGAUAACUAUGAUGCCGUCGAGCUUGCUCAACGAUUAGAGCGUCACGAUUUAGUUUUCUUCCGUCAAAUCGCUUCCAACAUUUACCGCAACAACAAGCGCUGGGAGAAAUCCAUUGCUCUUUCAAAACAAGAUAAGCUUUUCAAAGACGCAAUUGAGACUGCUGCUAUUUCUGGCAAGGAAGAUGUGGUUGAGGAGUUGCUUAGAUAUUUCGUUGAUAUCGGCAGCCGUGAAUGUUACGUUGGUAUGCUCUAUGCUUGCUACGAUCUCAUUCCUGUCCAUGUUGUCAUGGAAAUUUCAUGGCGUCAUGGUCUUACCGACUUUACUAUGCCAUUCAUGAUCAACUACUUGGCCCAACAAAGUUCUACUAUUGCUGAGCUGAAGAAGGAUAAUGAAGAGAGGAAGUUGAAAGAGAAGUCACAAGUUCAGGAAGAGGACAAUACUCCAAUUCUCGGAGGUAAUCGUCUAAUGAUCACCGCUGGACCUACCGGACGUGCAUCUCCAGCCCAGUUCGGUCACACUAAUGGAUUUGCACCACAACCAACAGGUUUUGGAGGAUUUUAG